Molecule: messenger RNA, 1398 nt
Organism: Rotaria sp. Silwood1
Lineage: Eukaryota; Metazoa; Rotifera; Eurotatoria; Philodinida; Philodinidae
Source: the annotation of a GenBank genome assembly
AUGUCGUAUCCUGAACGAACGAUAGUUUCUCCAUCGAAUGUUGAGCUAGAAAGAACUUCUCCACCUUCACCAAAGUAUCAAACCGAGACAGUAUAUGUUCCUCCUGCAUCUCCAAAAUAUCAAACUGAGAUAGUGAAUAUUCCUUCUCCAUCGCCUAAUUAUCAAACUGAGACAAUUUAUGUUUCCACACCUCCACCAAAGCUUCAAACUGAAACAAUAUAUGUCACAACUCCUCCACCAAAAGUUGAAACCGAAACAAUAUACGUUACUACUCCUCUACCAAAAGUUGAAACCGAAACAAUAUACGUUACUACUCCUCCACCAAAAGUUGAAACCGAAACAAUAUACGUCACUACUCCUUCACCAAAGGUACUUACUGAAACAGUAUAUAUUCCACAACCUGUAGUGCAGCAACCAGCUCCAUUACCAAUAGUUAAAACUUCAAAAACGUCAAUACCUCCGUCUAAAUCAAAAGUUAAUUCUUUAAAAAAACCUAAUCGUAGUCCUUUGCAAGAAUUAACGAAUGUUUCUUCAUCAAAAACUCAUACUAAAGUAACACCUAUUCGUAUUAAAACACCAACGGUCUAUGCAUAUAGAAAUAAAAAUAGUGAAAAUCGGAAUCGAAGAGUAGCAGCAGCGGCAGUAAUAAAACCAUGUUGUUGUUGUUGUAAUGCACGAGUGUUAGCUGGAUUAAUUAUAGCAUUAAUGCUAAUUGCUGCCAUAGUUAUUCCUUUAAUUAUUGUAUUAACAUCAACUGGAGAUGUGUCAACAACGACAACAACUACAACAACAACAACAACUACUACUUCAACAACAGCUUCAACAACAUCUACAAGUACAACCACUUCAAGUACAACUACAACCACUACUGAGACGACAAGUACAUCUUCUACAACAACAGCUACAGUUCCUCUUAGUGAGAGUGGAGUACAAAUAAAUUUUGAUCCAGCAGAUUUACCAGCUGGUUGGACUUUAUGUUAUAAUGAUACAUAUGAUAUUGUAUUAAACUCGACACUUCUUGAUACUAUUUUAACUCAAUGUAACAAAGGCAAAUUAUUAUUAGGUUGUAGAACUAUAAAUUCGACUGUAUUGGCAUUAGCUGCAAUGGGUCUUCGAUCUGAUGUACUUUAUAAUUGUAGUAGCAUUGUUAAUUGUACACAUAUAGCUAAUGGAGUUGGUUGGUACUAUUCUUCAGAUUAUUCUUGGGGAUUUGUUGAGGAUAGUGAUACCGUUUAUCGUAACCGUUGUGAUAGUGAUUCAAGUACUGAUAGUGCAACUGGUUCAGGUCUCCGUCUCUGUUGGCAUACUGGCCCAAGUAAAGGUGGAUAUCGAUGUGGUAAUAAUGUUGGACUUAAUAAUGAUACAACUUUUGUUCGAGUUAUUUAUACUGUUGAUUGA